AUGGAUCCAUAUCUAUCUAUCUAUCUAUCUAUCUUACUAUCUAUUUAUGUUGCUCUUAUCUAUCUAUCUAUCUAUCUAUCUAUCUAUCUAUCUAUCUAUCUAUCUAUCUAUCUCAGUCUUUUCCUAUAUAUCUAUCUAUGUGACUUAUUCAUAUCGAGAUAUCUAUGUGAGUUAUUUAUAUUUAUCUAUCUAUCUAUCUAUCUAUCUAUCUAUAUAUAUAUAUAUAUAUUUAUUAAUAUCUAUCUAUCUAUCUAUCUAUCUAUCUAUCUAUCUAUCUAUCUAGCUCAGUCUUUUCUUAUCUAUCUAUCUAUCUAUCUAUCUAUCUAUCUAUCUAUCUAUCUAUCUAUGUUUAAUCACAUCUGCAUCUUCCUUUUCUUUUUCUUUCUUUCUUUCUUUCUUUCUUUCUUUCUUUCUUUCUUUUUUCAUAUACUUCUCUGCGUCUUUUUCUUUCUUUCUAUAUUUUUUUUUUCUGCCUUUAUAUUUUUCUUUUUCAUAUUCUUCUUCUUCACCUCUCUUUUCUUUCUUUCUUUCUUUCUUUUCUUCACACCUCUAUUAUACUUUUCUUUCGUCUUUCUUCCUUUCUUUUUCUGCCUAUAUUUUUCUUUUUUAUUCUUCUUUUCACACCUCUCUUUUUCUUUCUUUCUCUUUUCUUUCUUUUCUUUUCAUACCUUUCUUUCUUUUUUCUGCGUCUUUCUUUUCUUCUUUUCUUUUUCUGCCUAUAUUUUUCUUUUAUUCUUCUAUUCUUCUUCACUUCUCUGCGUCUUUCUUUAUUUUUUUCUAUAUUUUUUUUUUCUUUCUUUCUUUUCAUAUACUUCUCUGCGUCUUUCUUUCUUUCUUUUUCUGCCUAUAUUUUUCUUUUCAUAUUCUUCUUCACACCUCUAUUUCUUUCUUUCUUUCUUUCUUUCUUUCUUUUCAUAUACUUCUCUGCGUCUUUCUUUCUUUCUUUUUCUGCCUAUAUUUUUCUUUUCAUAUUCUUCUUCACACCUCUAUUUCUUUCUUUCUUUCUUUCUUUCUUUUCAUAUACUUCUCUGCGUCUUUCUUUCUUUCUUUUUCUUUUUCUGCCUUUAUAUUUUUUUCUUUUCAUAUUCUUCUUCUUUUUCUCUAUUUCUUUUCUUUCUUUCUUUCUUUUUUCUUUUCAUAUACUUCUCUGCGUCUUUCUUUUUUCUUUUCUUUUUUCUGCUUUUUUCUGCCUAUAUUUUUCUUUUCAUAUUCUUCUUCACACCUCUAUUUCUUUCUUUCUUUCUUUCUUUCUUUUCAUAUACUUCUCUGCGUCUUUCUUUCUUUCUUUUUCUGCCUAUAUUUUUCUUUUCAUAUUCUUCUUCACACCUCUAUUUCUUUCUUUCUUAUUAUUCUCUGCAUCUUUCUUUUCUUUCUUUUCAUAUUCUUUUCUUUUUCUUUUUUUUUCAUGAUUUCUUUUCAUAUUAUCCUCUGCGUCUUCUUUUCUUUAUUUCAUAUUAUUUUCUUUUUCUUUUUUCUUCUUUCUUUCUUUCUUUAACAAGUCGCUCUCUUCUAUUUCAUAUUUCUGUACGCUGUCUUUCAAUCUUUUCUUUCUUUCUUCUUUCUUUCUUUCUUCUUUCUUUCUUUCUUUCUUUCUUUUCCUAG
This is a messenger RNA of Acanthosepion pharaonis, 1602 nucleotides long. The record is from the annotation of a GenBank genome assembly. NCBI's taxonomy places the organism in Eukaryota, Metazoa, Mollusca, Cephalopoda, Sepiida, Sepiidae.